This is a messenger RNA of Protopterus annectens (West African lungfish), 1950 nucleotides long. RefSeq lists its product as uncharacterized. Gene Ontology annotation, molecular function: 2 iron, 2 sulfur cluster binding. NCBI's taxonomy places the organism in Eukaryota, Metazoa, Chordata, Ceratodontiformes, Protopteridae. The transcript has 12 exons. The record is from RefSeq and is a predicted model, not a curated record. The coding region runs from base 102 to 1376 and encodes 424 amino acids.
CUUCCGGGUUUGAGGUUUUAACUGUAAAUAUACUUUUACUGUAACUUGUGUUAGGAUGACGGGAGAAGACUCCUGUUCUUGACGUUUAGUUUUAAUGCAACAUGGAUCGCUUUGAGGAGGAUUUAGUUCUCGCUCUUAAGGAGGUUGUAAAUAACAGCAGUUGGCAGUGUGUGGGCGAAAAGAAAACAUUGAAAGCACCUUGCACAAAGUUAUAUUCAGAGGACAGACAGCACAUUGUCCUGAUACACACAGAAGAUGACCAGUACUUUGCAAUGGACUCUGCCUGCCCUCAUGAAGGAGGUCCACUAGAACAAGGUGACAUUGAAGAUCUUGGUGAUGGAAAGCUGGCAUUGCUUUGUCCCUGGCACCUUUUUGACUUUUGCCUAGAUGAUGGGAGUUCUUCCACCGGCUUACAGAACCAGGUUUAUGAUGUGCAGGUGUAUGAGGGCAAGGUUUACAUAAAGACACAAAAUGCAUUAUCUCUGAUCCCAAUGAAGGACACAGAAGUGGCACACUGUGGUAAAUUGUCACCACAGAUCUCUGGACCUUCCACUUCUGAUGGUAGUCUUACUCACUGGGCAGCACAAAUCCUUGGUACUCCAGAUCCAUCAGAAAAGGUAAGACUUACAGAGCAAGUGAAGACAUGGUGGGAAUCAGGAGCCAUUACAGAUAUUGGUGAGGCAGAACCCCCUUCUCAGCCUAACAGGAAGGCAGACUUAACUGUACGGGAUCCUGGAAAAAUCAAACGAGGUAAAGGUGGUACAUUGGCCAGUCGAGUGGCAUUGCUGCAUUCCCUAGCAAACAUUGAACAGUGGGCCAUAGACCUCUCUUGGGAUAUCAUUGCUCGUUUUGCAAAAGUGAACCUAAGCAAUGGGGAACCACUGCCACGUGGGUUCUUUAAUGACUUUGUGAAGGUUGCAGGAGAUGAAGCCAAGCACUAUGGGUUACUUGAGAAAAGGCUAACAGAGCUAGGAAGCUUCUUUGGAGCUCUGCCAGUUCACAAUGGACUGUGGCAGUCUGCGUCUGAUACUUCACAUGACCUUCUUGCUCGUCUUGCAGUCGUACACAUGGUGCAUGAAGCCAGGGGUUUAGAUGUUCAUCCCCAAACACUGGCUCGGUUCGCUGCACAGGGAGAUGAAGACUCUGUAAAAAUACUUGAAGUUCUCUACAAUGAUGAAAUUACUCAUGUAGCAGCAGGGCUAAGGUGGUUUACUUACAUCUGCUUAGUGGAAGAAAAGGAUUGUGUACCAACAUUUCAUGAGCUGGUUCGACUUCACUUUAAGGGUUAUUUGAAGCCUCCUUUUAACACUGAAGGACGAAAAACGGCAGGAAUGGGUGAAGAGUGGUAUCUGCCUUUGGUUAAGCCAGUUCGCUGAGAAUGCUGUUCACCAUUAGUAUGACAUCAGCCCAUGGACAAAAACACAGCUUUUCACUGAAACUUUGACUUGACUGUGGCCAUUCCAUUGCUUCUGUAUUGAACCAAUUAGUACACUUUCUGACAUUUAUGUCAGUUUUUAUUUGUUCUAGUGACUGAUGUUCAUUUGGAUAGAAAAUGUGUGCCAAGGUAUAUUUCUGUGCAUUAUUUAUUUUGUACAUCUUGGACUGUGCCUGGACAUUCAGAACACUUUGGGUUUUCACUUGUUUUUUAAGUGUCUAAAUAGCCAACAUUUUUGUGUUUAAAAACUACUACUGCUUCCUGCUAAAUUUAAGAUCAGCAUGAAAGAAAUAUACUUUUUUGACAAAUUUUUGACUUAAAAAUGUAACACUUGCCAGAGAGUUUAAUGCCAUACUGUUUAUUGAUUUACUGUAACAUUGUGGUCUUGUACUGUUAUACAGUUGUAUUCUUUCUCAUCUUGGCAGUUAAGAAAAAUACUUUGUGCAUUUUUUAUAAGAGCGAGAAAACUGGACUAUGAUGGUACAUUCAAGUAAAAAAAAAAAAGUUCAGACUAA